Molecule: messenger RNA, 4589 nt
Organism: Poeciliopsis prolifica (blackstripe livebearer)
Lineage: Eukaryota; Metazoa; Chordata; Actinopteri; Cyprinodontiformes; Poeciliidae
Product: zinc finger protein 271-like
Exons: 6
Coding region: 299-3901 (1200 amino acids)
Biological process (GO): regulation of transcription by RNA polymerase II
Cellular component (GO): nucleus
Molecular function (GO): DNA-binding transcription factor activity, RNA polymerase II-specific; RNA polymerase II cis-regulatory region sequence-specific DNA binding
Source: RefSeq, a predicted model, not a curated record
GCUAUGUAAACAAUGUGCAGCUAAUUUAGCGUCUCUCGUGAAUCGGGGUUGGACCAAUCGUCGGAAUAGCCUAACUAUGCCUUGUUUAUCUUAUUUACUUUUUCAUCUUCUCUGUGAAGUUUUGUUUGAGCUGAAUUUUCCUCCCGGAAAUAACGGAAACGUCGAGUGUUAGCUUAGCCUGUUAGCUUGACACAGACAGUGUUACAGAACAGACCGUUUCUGAAUGAGUUUACGGAGAUAAUAGUUCCUGCUGUGAUUAUUUGAAAACGUCAGCUUCGGAAAAAUACGACAAGCAGAGAUGGAGGAAACGACACAGAGUGAGCAGAUGCACUCUGACUGUGAUGACGUCCAGAAGGUGGUGGUGAUCAAAGAGGAGCUUCCUGCUGAGGAGGAGAUCUGGAGUCCCCGACUGGAUCAGGAGGAAAAGAACCCUCUGCAGAUUAAAGAGGAGCAGGAGCAGAAUGAGAUAAUAAAGUUUAUAUUCAAUCCUCUCACUGUGAAGAGUGAAGAUGAAGAAAAACCUCCGCUCUUAGAUCUUCAUCACAUCCAAACUGAGGGGAACAGAGACUCUGUUGGACCAAAACCAGAACAAUAUGUAGAAUCAGAUGUUGAAGAUAAAAGUGUUGGUUCAUCUUCAGAUUCCUCAGAGAUGGACGUCAGUGAUGAAAAUGGGGAGGAGAUCAGUGAAAGUAAGGCAGGUUUUGGAUCUGGGAAAAUUAAAAAAGUUCUUGUUGGUGAAAGAGGUUUCAGUCCUGGUCCUCUGGAGAGUGAAGAUGUUGAAGAGAAAGCUCAGCUUCAUCAUGGCAAAACCAAGAACAGAGACUUUGUGGAACCAGAUGAAUGUUUAGAAUCAGAUCCUGCAGACAAAACUUCUGAUUCAGAGACUGACGUUAGUGAUGGAAAGUGGGAGGAGAGUGUUCAAACACAAUUAGUGACCAAUAGUGAGUCCUCUGGUGGUUUCAGCUGCUCUGAGUGUAGUAAAACCUUCACUCGCAGACGGUAUUUAUCAGAACACCAGAGAAUCCACACAGGAGUGAAACCCUUCAGCUGCUCCGUCUGCAGCAGAGCUUUCAGAUGGAAAAACGGAUUAGUGCGACACAUGAAAUCCCACAGUGGAGAAAAACCUUUUAGCUGCUCAGACUGUGACAAAACUUUUUCUUCUAAGAAGAAUUUGAUGGAACACACAAAGGUUCACUCAGGGGAAAAACCUUACACUUGUUCCAUCUGUAACACAUCUUUUAAGAGAGCACACACCUUGAAAGACCACAUCAGAACACACACUGGAGAGAGACCCCAUAAGUGCUCGAUCUGCAACCAAAGCUUUCGGUACCGGUCCUAUCUAGUUGUUCAUAUAAGAGCUCACGCAGAAGAGAAACCGUUCAGCUGUCCCACCUGUAAAGCAACGUUCAAACGGAAACUCACUUUAGAGGAGCACAUCAGAACCCACACUGGAGAGAAACCGUACAGCUGUUCACUGUGCAGUAAAAGCUACGUUCGCUAUAUAAGCCUUUCUCGCCACAUGAGGUGUCACACAGGAGAGAAACCAUACAGCUGCUCCACCUGUCAGGCCACAUUCAGGUGGAGACAUGCCUUUGUGAAUCACACAAAGAUCCAUCCUAGGUUCAGCAGGAGGGAAAACGUAACUCGUCACAUGAGGUGUCACACCGAGGAAAAACCUUUUGGCUGCUUGGUUUGUGAACAAAAGUUCAGCCGAAAGGAGAGUCUGACGUAUCACAUGAGCUACCACACUAAAGAAAAACCUCACAGCUGUUCCAUCUGUAGCAAAGCUUUCACUUCAAAACGAAAUCUAAUGGCGCACGGGAGAGUCCACACCGAUGAAAGGCCGUUCAGCUGCUCUUUCUGCAAGGCCACUUUCAAGCGAAAAUAUACGCUUGUGGAGCACACUAGGAGCCACACCGGACAGAAACCAUACCAAUGCUCAAUGUGUGGCCAGAGCUUCAGUCAUGGCAUCAGCCUGACCCGUCACAUGAGGUGUCACACAGGACAGAAACCCUACAGUUGUCCCAUCUGUAAGGCUGCUUUCAAACUGAAGAACGCCUUGAUGGAGCACACCAGGAUUCACACGGGAGAGAAACCAUUCAACUGCACCAUCUGUAAGGCUGCAUUCAGGAGGAACCAGGACGUUGUGAAGCACACCAAGAUCCAUGCAGGUGUCCAGCAGUUGUUGGUGAUUAAAGUGGAGCCUUCACAUCAGGAGAGCAGCUCUAGUCCCAAAGUGGUCCAGGAGCAGCCUAACCCUCCACAGAUUAAGGAGGAAGAAGAGGAGACUGAGAUUACAGAGCUCAGAUUACCUGCCAUCCCGAUGAAGAGCAGAGAUGUUCAAAACAAAUCUCUGUCGUCACAAAUUCAUCUCAGCCAAGCUGAGGAGAGCAGAGACUCUGAGAACCUGAAGCCAAGUCUGGAUGAGCAUUUACAGUCAUCCUUCGACAAAGAGUCGGGUUUAGACUCUCUGCAGAACAGCCCCGUUAGCGUAACUGCCUGCAAGAGCGGCAAGAAGCUCCACAGCUGCUCCGAGUGCAUAACCGAAUCGGAUGGACGGACUGACGGGGAGCAGGCUGGCCGUGUCUCUGUGUUUGUGUUUGAGGCAGCAGCUAAAAUGUCAUCGCUGGAGGAUCUGAGGUUAAAACCCUCCGAUGAAUCAACCAAAACUAACGACGUCCAGCAGCUGAAAGUAAUCAAAGAGGAGCAAGCCCGCUGUCCCAAACUGGACCAGGAUCACCAGAACCACCCACAGAUUAAAGAAGAGCAGGAGGAAGUUGAAAUUUUUGAGUUCAAAUUUAGUAACAUCAAGAGUGAAGAGGAUGAAGAGAAAUCUCAGUCUACAAAGCUUCAUCAAACCCUGACUGAAGAGAAUGGAGACUUUAUGGGACCAGAACCAGAUGAAUGUUCAGAAUCAGAUCAUGAAGAAAAAAGUUCUGGUUCUUCAGAGACUGAUAUCAGCGAUGGAAACUGGGAGGAGAGCAGUGAACCACAGCCAAGUUUGAAAUCAGGUGAUAUAAUCUGUGACAUAGAGUAUAAACUACACACCUGCAGUGAUUGCGGGAAAGCGUUCAGUCGCAGGGAACGUCUGUUGAGACACAGAAAAGUCCACACAGGAGGGAGACCCUUCAGCUGCUCUUUUUGUGAUGCAACUUUUAAAAGAAAGUAUACUUUAGAGCAACACCUGAGAACUCACACAGGCGAGAAACCAUUCAGCUGCUCCAUCUGUGGCCAAAGCUACCGACACAGUGUGGGACUGAGCCGUCACAUGAGGAGCCACACAGGGGAAAAACCGUACACCUGCUCCUUCUGUAAGGCCACCUUCAGAUGGAAAAACACUUUCCUGGAGCACACGAGGAUCCACACGGGGGAAAAACCCUUCAGCUGUGCUGUCUGUAACGCAACGUUCACAUGGAAAAAUUCCUAUGUGGAACACAUGAGAAUUCAUACGGGAGAAAGACCCUACGGCUGCACCCUGUGUGAUGCAUCCUUCAAAAGAAAAUAUACUCUAAAGCAGCACAUGAGAACCCACACGGGUGAGAAACCUUUCAUCUGCUCCAUCUGCAGCCAGAGUUAUCGACACAAUGUGGGUUUGAACCGUCAUAUGAGGAGUCACACAGGGGAGAAAGCUUACACCUGCACCGUGUGCAAGGCUGCUUUUAAAUGGAAGAACGCUUUGAUGGAGCACACAAGAAUCCACACAGGAGAAAAACCUUUCAGCUGCUCUGUCUGUGCAGCAGCUUUUAGGAGGAAACAGGAUUUUCUGAAGCACACAAGAGUUCACAGCGGAGAAAAAGCCUUUAGUUGUUCCGUUUGCGGUCAAGGAUUCAGCAAAAUCUUAUAUUUAAAUUCUCACAUGAGAAUUCAUGAAGGACAGGAACCGUUGUGCUCUGCUGUCUGAUGACUAAAAAAUCACCUUAAAUGUGUUCGCAGCAGCAGAUGAGACUAUUUAAAAGGUAAAAAAAAAAAACCUCUAAAAUGUUGCUUCAACAUUGUAGAAAGAAGCAAAACCCCUGGCUGUGGGGAUUUUACUAAAGUGGCCUGGAUUUAUUGAUGUUCAUAAAAAAGUUUUUAAAAAAUCACAUUUUCUUGGUAUUUGGACGUAGUGACUUUAAAAAAAAAAGAAAUCUCAAUCAGGGAUAUGAUUGAGAUUUCAGCUAUGGUACUUUUUAACACCCUUAUCACAUAAUUAAAUUGUUAACUGGACUAUGUAGAACUGGAAGAUGACAGAUGUUCCCUGAACAUGGAUACUAAACACAGAAAUUAGGAUGCAAUUCCUUCUUGUGAAAGUUUUUCUCAUUCAGUUUCAGUUCAGUUUCUCUCCAUCCUAAUUUGUCAAAUUAGAAUAAAAAGUUAUUUUAGACUAAAGCAUGAUUCUAUAAGCUGCACUGAAUUAUGAGCUUUAUUGGACUAAAAUAAAGCUCAUGAUUCAGUGCAUUGAAUUGCACCAGAUCAUUGCCUUCUCUGUGUGAAAUCACUAAUGUGCUAUUUGUUGAAGCAUCGCAUCGUUCCAAGUUCAUCAUGACUCAGUUUUAGUUCAUGUGGAACACAUUUCUAAUGUGAAAUAAACUUGAGCUGUACAUUGCCAA